GAGAGAGCAGUGCACAGCUCCUCUUCCGGUGAACCGUCCGCCAUUGAGGCGACUCACAGUUUUGCGUAUUCAAAUUUCAUGUGAAAUCUCAAUGAGUUUUGCAUUUUCAAGUCUCGCAACAAUUGCCGUUGCUGCUAUUUUCAUCACAUUCUGCCAUGUGAUCGUGGUCGCUGCGCCUGCAGCAACACCGGACCUCGAUCGUCCAGAUGAAAUUCAUCACAGAGUAAAAAAGAGGUCACCUGAUGGCAUAACGGAAACCUCUUCACAGGCAGACGAUGAAGGCGAUAGUGAAGAUGAAGAAGAGGACCAAGAAGAGAACGAGGACACCGGCGGGAACAUUGGAGAUAAUAAAUUGGUUUCAAACGGCUUUAAAAUCGUGCUUUCAAUGCCCGAAGAAGACCCUUAUGUUCAAAAUAGAUGUCAAACACUUUCCAUGUUUUCAUCUGCACCGUGCGAUGAGGAUCAAUAUAUCAACAUAAAUGAUCGAAAUCAGAUUCUCCCUGCUACAUCGCAACUUGGUCGUGGUUCUAAAGACGGGGAUUAUUAUUCUGCACCUUACAUGCCGCCAGAACUUUAUUCAUUUUUGCAAAAUGAAUUUUCACGUCAGUAUAUAGGAGCUGCAAACCAAAAUGACGCAAGAGUAAUGGCGGAACCUGGAUCGGGUCUUAAGGCCGUUCUUGAUUUCGCCUUACGCAACAGUUUAUACGCUGCGAAUCCCUCUAAUAGUACCAAAAAAACUACUACAACAACAACUGAGAGACCAACAAGGGAAGGUGAAGUGAGAGACUUGUGGUUGGUUAAAGCUAUCGACACCGAGACGACUCCAACUCCCGACAGCUACGGUUGGGCUCUUAAACAGCUAGGCUUUAGUCCAAUGGUUGCAGUGACUGAAGAAGCGGAUUUAUCUUUCCUUAAAAAUUAAAAAAAAAAAAUAUGAGCUUUGAAAUAAUUGAAAUAAGGAUAUAUGACAAGUAUGCAUUGGCCGAUAGCCAAUUUUCAAGAAAGUGAUUCAAAAAUAUAGUUUAAAACGGAUUUUGUGAAAUAAAUAAGUAUCCUAAAUAAAAAAUUGCUCUGAUUGUUGAAUCGGGGUCUUGAAUUAAAAACAUUUUCUUGACCAAUAUCCUCUUAUAUCCUCAAAUUGAAAUAUUCUCAUUUGAAUAUUGAAAGCCAGCGAUUGUUUCAAAUAUAAAUGUUUAGAAGUUGAAAUAAAA
Neocloeon triangulifer is the source of this 1211-nucleotide messenger RNA. RefSeq lists its product as uncharacterized. The transcript is spliced from 6 exons. The record is from RefSeq and is a predicted model, not a curated record. Lineage: Eukaryota; Metazoa; Arthropoda; Insecta; Ephemeroptera; Baetidae. The coding region runs from base 92 to 922 and encodes 276 amino acids.